Messenger RNA from Amphiprion ocellaris (clown anemonefish), 2328 nucleotides. RefSeq names its product BCL2 interacting protein 1b (gene bnip1b). The transcript has 6 exons. The record is from RefSeq and is a predicted model, not a curated record. Bases 56 to 748 code for a protein of 230 amino acids. Gene Ontology annotation, molecular function: SNAP receptor activity. Gene Ontology annotation, cellular component: endoplasmic reticulum; SNARE complex. Gene Ontology annotation, biological process: retrograde vesicle-mediated transport, Golgi to endoplasmic reticulum. NCBI's taxonomy places the organism in Eukaryota, Metazoa, Chordata, Actinopteri, Pomacentridae.
UGUCGAGCAGGGCGCGUUGUUUUUUGGACCUCCAGCUUGCCGUACAAAAACAAUAAUGGCGUCUUCUGCGGAUGUUCACGUCCGAAUUUGCGGACAAGAAAUUAUAAAAUAUGAUCUUGAAAUUAAAGCUCUCGUUCAGGACAUCAGGGAUUGUCCUGGACCUCAGUCUGCUCUCUUGGAGCUCAACUCUCAGGUCAAACAGAAGUUCAACAAGCUGAGGCUCAGAAUACAGGAUCUGGAGCAGAUGGCUAAAGAACAAGACAGAGAGUCGGACAAACUGGCCAUCCAGGCGGAGACUGAGAGCCAGCGACGGCAAAUGCUGAGUAACCAGACGGCGUGGAGGAAAGCUAAUCUUGCUUGUAAACUCGCCAUAGACAACAUGGAGAAGGACGAGCUGCUGCAUGGCGGAGAAAACCAGAGCACCAGGCAGAGGAAGGCGACUAAAGAAAGUCUAGUAGAAACCAACAGCAACAUCACAGAGAGUCUGAUGUCUAUCAGCAGGAUGAUGGCUGAACAGGUGAAGCAGAGUGAGGACACCAUCGGCACGCUGGCCACCUCCUCCAGGACGGUGCUGGAAACCAAUGAGGAGUUUAAGAACAUGACUGGAACAAUCCACCUGGGGAGGAAGCUGAUCCUCAAGUACAACCGGCGGGAGCUAACGGACAAGCUGCUCAUCUUCCUGGCUCUGGCCCUCUUCCUCGCUACUGUCCUUUACAUCCUCAAGAAACGCCUCUUUCCCUUCAUUUAGCCGAGCAGCUAAACACGGCGGAUCACUGUGUUUUCUCUCAGAGGCAAGAACUGACUUACAAGACGUUUUCACGGGGAGGAGGUACGGAGGAGAAGCAGGGUCCACAUGGGGUGUUAUAGAGAAGGAACUGGGGCACAUAGAGGGGAAAACCUUUCACUGUGUAUGUACAGUAAUGCAAUAUGUGGGUUUGUAAAAUCAUUUGGGAAGGUUGUUUGUGAUCAACUCAAACAGGGAUCCUUCAGCUGAAGUGGACGGAGCACAUUAACUAAACCUGGCAUCAGAGGUUGUAGGUAAAAGGUUUAAAGCCUCAGCAUGCUUCAAACAAACAUUGUGUUGUUAGAAGCUGCUGUCAGCACCUCUUUGUGGAAGCUAAAUGCUCAGAAUCUGUUGCUUUCGAAUGACAGUGUUGUCUUGAUGGCAGCAUUUGUAGUAAUUAGGGUAAGAGUUCACACUGUCAGAUAAAACAUGAAAGAAGUAGGAAUCGAGAUCUUUGAGAGAAGCUCAGAUUGUGCCGACUUCUGUUCUGCCCAUCACCGUUGGAUUGUUGGUUCAGGAAAAACGCUUUGAAGCAUUCUGAGGCUUUAAUACUUCAGAAUUAACCAGCGUCAAGGACACCGUAUGCAAUAACUUCCAUCAUGUUUACUUCUUAUCAGGUUAAUAUGCGUUUGUGCGCGAGUUGAAAAGAGAAAGUAUGUUUGUCUGCUCUCGGUGACUUUUCCAAAGAUGUUGUUGUUACAGUCAUUGAUGAGUUUACCUUGUGCCUUUCUUCAGUCCAGUCAGGCUGCAUCUGCAUGAAUAUGUUCUCAUUUUAAAAUGUGGAACUUCUGCUGUGCUUUAUGUGGUAUUUUAGGAAACCUAAAAUGGAGACUUUUGGAAACGCUACUGAUCUAGUUUUAGUCUGGACUGGCAGAAACAGAGACUUUAGGAAAUGAAGAUGCAAACACUCGAUGUUUCUUCAUGACUGGGUCUUACUGUCAGGCUUGGCAGACAUCAGCUUUGACUGCCGGGUGUUAAAUCAACACAGAUUCAGGCUGCAGGCAUGUCUGACUUUGUUGUUGAUGUGAGCAGCUGUUGUACUGUUAACAAAGUCUGUGGACUUAGUUUUCACCACUGAUGUUCUUUGUCUUAUUGUUUACAACUAAACAACCAACACACUGCUCUGUAAAUGUUCAGGGAAUAUGUGCUUUUAGGCAUGUAAAUAUGCACGAAGUUCCUUUCUGUUACUUUAGAAUGAGAACGUAUUGGUGCAGAUGUAGCCUCAGACAUCCAGACUACUGAGUCAGAUUGUGUGAAUGCUGAACACAAAGUCUGUUUGAUCAAAACUGAAUGUUUCAUGAAUACUGAGGGAUCCGUUGUUGUGCAUCAGACGUGCCAGUAGAUGUCAAAGUACCCAACAUAUCACCACGCGGGAUGCAACACUGUGAAUUUGUGAAGAACUCUUCAACUGGACAGAACUGACUUUAAGAACAAACAUCUCCAGUGACGUCAUUGUAGUUUAAUUAAUUUCAAUUAAAACUGCUUACAACUGAGUUUUUAAGAUUCAUUUAAAUAAAAAUAAAAACUUACAAAACACCUUGAAA